AUGUUUGUCAACCUUAUAAAGGCACCAAUAAAAAUCGAAGCUCCUUACAGUUUUGCAAUGAAACCGGGAAUGUGCAAUGAGAUCACUCUAUUAUGCUCUCUCUCUCUCUCUCUCUCUCUCUCUCUCUCUCUCUCUCUCUCAUCUUUUCUUUUCUCAACAUUAUUAUCAUUAUUAUUGAGAGAUAGAGCGGCAGACCAAGAAACGUCUUCUUUAAUAAAUCCGUCUUUUCUUUCUACAUCUCCUUUUCUUCUCCUUCUUCUUCUUCUUUUUCUUCUUCUUCUUCUUCUUAUUAUUAUUAUUAUUAUUGUUGUUGUUGUUGUUGUUGUUGAUCUUCAUGCGUAUCUUCGUUUUCUCUUUCUACAUCUUUUUCUAUUAUUAUUAUUAUUAUUAUUAUUAUUAUUCGACGUCUUCUUCUUGGCUACGUUCUUCUUCUUGGCUACGUUCUUCUUCUCCUACAUCUUUUUCUUCUCACUACUACUACUACUAUUAUUAUUAUUAUUAUUAUCCUUCUUUGACGUCUUUCUUCUCACUAUUAUUAUUAUUAUUAUUAUUAUCCUUCUUCGCCCUCUUCUUCUUGGCUACCUUCGUCUUCUUCUUCUUCUUCUUUUUCUUCUCACUAUUAAUUAUUAUUAUUAUUAUUAUCAACUUCAUUCUUCGCCCUCUUUUUCUUGUAUACUUUCGUCUUCUUCUUCUCCAUUUCCUUUUUAUUCUCGCCUGUUUUUUUAUAUUAUCAUUUUCAUUCUUCCGCCUCUUUCUUCCUUUUAUGUUUCAUCUCUCCUUUUCCCUUGUUUAUAUAAUAUCCCCUUUUGCAUAUAUCUAUAUCCGUUUUCACUCAUUUUUAUCAAUUGUUUAACAUUACAUAUAUUUUCUUUCUUCAUUGAAGGCCGGAGAUGA
Messenger RNA from Acanthosepion pharaonis, 894 nucleotides. The record is from the annotation of a GenBank genome assembly. NCBI's taxonomy places the organism in Eukaryota, Metazoa, Mollusca, Cephalopoda, Sepiida, Sepiidae.